AACAAAAGAAGCUAAUGGAUGGCCAAACAAUAGAAGAGUAGCAAUUGCAGCAGGAAUGUUAAGGGAAGAAGCAGCUGACUGGUAUAAUUUAGAUGAAACCUAUGCAUCAAGAUUUAAGAAGUUAGCAAAUAGAAUAAAUGCAGGAGGAAUUCCAGAAGCCUUUAAAGUACGAAUGUUCUUAAGUGGAUUAAAUAAGGAACUAGCAACUUUAGUUGCAAUUCAAAACCCAGCUAAUUUAGAUGCCGCCAUUAUUCAAGCUAAAACU
Messenger RNA from Funneliformis mosseae, 265 nucleotides. Lineage: Eukaryota; Fungi; Glomeromycota; Glomeromycetes; Glomerales; Glomeraceae. The record is from the annotation of a GenBank genome assembly.